AUCUGUCAUGUUACUGAGAAACCCUCCAUUCUGAAAGCUUUUCUGUGCUGGAAAAUGUAGUACAAGUUAGUACAAGAUACAGCUUUACUUCUGACUCUUAUAAAGUGCUGACACUAGAGACUCCUUCCAAAAAUGUUAAACAUCCCCGAAAGUGCCUUCAAUGGGCACAUGAGCAUCAGAACUGGACCAUGGAGUAAUGGAAGAAGGUGGCUGGUCUGAUGAAUCACGUUUUCUUUUGCAUCAUGUGGACAGCUCGAUGUGUACAUGUGCAUCACUUACCUGGGGAAGAGAUGGCUCCAGGAUGUAGGCAGUGGAGGCAGUGUGAUGCUCUGGGCAACGUUCUGCUGUGAAACUUUGUGUCCUAACAUCCUCCAUGUGGAUGUUAUUUGACACAUACCACCUACCUAAACAUUGUUGUAGACCAAGUACACCCCUUCAUGGCAACGGUAUUCUUAAUGGCAGUGGCCUCUUUCAGCAAGAUAAUGCACCCUACCACACUGCAAACAUUGUUCAGGAAUGGUUUGAGGAACACAACAAAGAGUUCAAGGUGUUGACUUGGGCUCCAAAUUCCCCAGAUCUCAGUCCGAUCGAGCAUCUGUGGGAUGUGCUGAACAAACAAGUCCGAUCCAUGGAGGCCUCACCUCACAACUUACAGGACUUAAAGGACCUGCUGCUAUCGUCUAUGUACCAGAUACAGCAGCACACCUUCAGAGGUCUUGUGGAGUCCAUGCCUCGAUGGGGCAGAGCUGUUUUGGCAGCACAAAUGGGACCUACACAAUAUUAGGCAGGUGGAUUUAAUGUUACGGCUGAUCAGUGUAUAUCAUUCUCCCCAGAGACUAUAGCAACUAUGUGAAAUCAUGAAAAUCAUGUAAUAUGGUUUUAGCCAAAUUAUCCAAAAAACAUAGGAAAGUUACAAAAGAGAAAUCUUUAUUACUUAUUAUUAUUAUUAUUAUUAUUAUUAUUAUUAUUAUUAUAUGCAGCCAAUGACAAUAUCAAAGGAAAAAAAUAAUAAUCUAAUCAAAUUUACCCCCUCUGUGUGUAAUUGGCUGUGCUCCAGGAUGGAUUUAAAUGUCUGUGUGCUAACGAAUCGACUUUAUAAAAACAACAAUUCCCCCGUGAUUGUGCCCUGGCAGGGUGUUAAUUGAAAAAUGGUCGUGUAACGUAAGCAGUGUGGUUGUCAUGGAGUUUCAGGGCUAAAGUGAAAUGGUUUGCGCUUGCAGUUGCUCAAAAGACAGAAGACUCAACUGAAGAUGCAACAUUGCUCUGAGUUUUUUCGUUUUCACUCAAUCAAUAUGGAAACAACAGAGAUGGAUUAAAAACUAAAAGCAUAGCACCUACUAUUGAUACUUUUAAUUCAAAUUCAAUAGGACAUUAAACAAUAAGAGAUUUAGAAGACUGAGCCUAAUUGUUGAGGUAUGUUAACAUUACUAUAUACUGUAUAUACUGUAUAUGUUUUAGGUUUUAAAAGUAUUCAAUGUUUAGGUAAUACAUGUUUUAAUCUGAUCAUUUUACAAAAAUGGAGUACCUGUUAUUGACACCUGUCUGUUCACAUCUACUAAUUUACUUUUAUGCUGCAAAAUUUACUACUAAUGUAAGACUUUUCUCCCCUCGACCUUUUCCUUGAGAAAUAUUAUCACAUAGCAAAAGAUAAAAAUGCUCAGGGUUGUACCGGAGAAGCUUCGUUAUGACUAGUAUUGGGUAGCCUCUUUAAGAAAAGAAAGAAAAUAGAAAUUGGCAAUAAUCGAUAAUAGGUGCUAUGUCGAUAUGCUAAAUGCAGUUUGGAAAUGAUUGGUAAUUUCACUAAUCCUUGGGGACAAGUGAAUAAGAAUACAUGGCAAAAUAACGUCCAUGUGGCCAUCUUGGUUACCAACUGUACAGUGUUGCUUGUAACAUUUUUUGUGGGAAUCGUGGCCAACCUUUUCGUCACAUAUGCUGUGUACCAUCAGAAAUCCCUCCAGACCUCCACCAAUGCACUCUUGGUUAAUCUCGCAGUCAUCGACCUGCUGCGAUGUGCUACUGACUGUCCGUUGCUCCUGGUUGUCGUCUUGAACGAAAAGAACACCAGAGACCUUGGGGACCUCCUCUGUGAUGGCCAGGUGAUGUCAUUUUCCCUCAGCUGUUGUGUCCAGUUGUUCACUCUGGCAAGCAUUAGCGCUGAACGACACCAGGCCGUUGCUAAUCCAUUUAAGACUGCUGAGCGGCGAAAACGGGUUAAGGUCUGGAUCCCACUCACUUGGACUGUGGCCAUCGUGGUGUCAGCUCUGUGCGUCAUGUUUACAAAAGACUCCUCUGUCUAUGUUCGAUGUAGAGCUUUGCAUUGGGAUGCAUUAAAGACAUAUGGCUCAUUUGGACGUUACGUCUUGUUGCCUGUCUGGUCUGUGUGCUUGGCUCUUAUCGUUGGCUUCUAUUCCCGAAUAUUCGUCCUGGUCAGGGCACACAACAGAAAGAUUUUUGACAAGGGCAUUUCUGCCCCACCUUUUAAAAAAGUCCCUGAAGACAAGAAAAAAGUGCAGGAAACUGUGGAAGCCAAGGUCGCCAUUGUGACUGAACCAGUGGCACUGAAAAAAAUUCAUGAUACUCAUUGCAUGCAAGAAGCAAAUGGGCCAGCACAUGGUACAAAGUCAUGUAAUGGAGAUCCUGAGGACCAAAAGACCUUGCCAGCUGUUGCUGAAAGUCAGUCUCUUCCUAUGGACACCAAAACCUUGGAUGUCAAAACAGAAGAGACACUUGAACAUCCCAACCAGCAAAGUGUGACACUUGUUUCUGAACUGCACCACAACACAACUGAACUGAUAGAUCUGGAGAACAGUGGUGAGAAUCCAGGUGAUCCUCCUAAAGAUGCUGAGAAACCAACCUCUGAGCAGGUUCCUCCAGCAGCAACCAACCAACAACCUGUGACACUUGUUUCAGAACUGCACAAUCACACAACUGAACUGACAGAUCUAAAGAAUGGUGAGGAGAACCUAGGUGAUCCUCCAAAAGAUGAUGAGAAACCAAACUCAGAGCAGGUUCCUCCAGCAGCAGAUGGUGCUCAGACUGCUUCAGCAGGCCAAACCAUGGAUGUGAUGGGAGAAGUAUGCAUGAUGCCAUCCUUCGCCAAUAAGGACAGAGGCAACAAGAAGAAAGAGAGCAAGCUAGCCAAGCGUUCCGGUUACAUCAUUCUUACUUUCCUAGUCUUUUGGAUGCCACUGAUUGGGUCAGUGCUCCUGAACACCUUUCUGAACAGAAACCAGACUUGGGAAGUAAGUCUGAUUCCUUAAUCUGUAUAUGAGUUAAAUAUAAGCAACUAAUGUGAAAGCAUGAUGGCUUAAUAUGUAUACGAGUUAAAUAUAAGCAAACGUAAAUCUGAUGGCUUAGUCUGUUUAUCAUUUAAAUAUAUGCAAACUAACACACAAGUCUGAUGGGUUGAUCUGUAAAGUAGUUAAAUUUAAGCAAACUAACAUUUAACUAACUUAUUCACAGCAGUCAGAAAUUUGAGCCUUUACUCAUAUAUUUUUUUGAUAGAAUGACACUUGUUCCUUCUUAAUAUUCCUAUUUCAUAGUUCAUCCAGGAGGUUGAAGUCCUUGUGGUCUCCAUUGCCUGCAUGACAUCCCUCACCAACCCGAUCAUUUAUGCAGUGGUGAACCCACAGUUCCGCACUGAAUUCUACAGCCUAAAGGCGAGAUGGAAAGCACUGUGCAC
This is a messenger RNA of Pangasianodon hypophthalmus (striped catfish), 3682 nucleotides long. RefSeq names its product parietopsin (gene parietopsin). Gene Ontology annotation, cellular component: membrane. The record is from RefSeq and is a predicted model, not a curated record. Lineage: Eukaryota; Metazoa; Chordata; Actinopteri; Siluriformes; Pangasiidae. Gene Ontology annotation, biological process: adenylate cyclase-activating adrenergic receptor signaling pathway. The transcript has a single exon. Bases 1785 to 3260 code for a protein of 491 amino acids. Gene Ontology annotation, molecular function: G protein-coupled receptor activity.